AUGGCCGCACCACCAUCAGCAGAACCUGAUUUUUCGUCACCAAUUGCUCAAACAAAUCCUGGGUCUUAUGAAGAAUUACACCGUAAAGCCAGAGAUGUCUUUCCAACAUGUUUCGAAGGUGCCAAACUUAUGGUUAACAAAGGAUUAAGCCCACAUUUUCAAGUAAGUAGUAGCAUUUGAUGAUAGAAAAUGAUCUGAAUUCAUUUUUAGGUCUCUCACACAUUGUCGCUUUCUUCAAUGAAUACUGGUUAUCGAUUCGGAGCCACUUAUGUUGGAAAUAAUCAAAUCGGACAAAGCGAAGCUUAUCCAAUUUUGCUCGGUGACACUGAUAUCAGUGGAAAUACGACCGCGACUAUUUUGCAUCAAGUUGGAAUUUAUAGAACAAAACUGCAAGGACAAGUUCAACAAGGAAAAUUGGCGGGAGCACAAGCGACUAUUGAAAGAAAGUUAGUUUUGGAUUGAGCGAAUUUGAGUAAAAAUAAUGAUGUUUUUCAGAGGCCGUCUCACUACUUUGGGUUUAACUCUAGCUAAUAUUGAUCUCGUAAAUGAAGGAGGUAUUCUUGUUGGUCAAUUAUUGCGACGACUUACUCCUCGUCUUGAUGUUGGUUCGGAAAUAGUCUAUCAAUACGGCAAAAACAUUCCAGGUUUGUUAUAAAUAAGUAUAUAUAUAUUUAUUUAUUAUUAAAAAUUUCAGGUGGUCAGAUCUCUGUUCUUUCAUAUGCUGCUAGAUAUACAGCAAAUCAUUUUACUGCUGCGGCAACACUUGGAGCCUCGGGUAAGUGAAUAAAAUCCAGAAUUUUUUAAUGAAGAUUGUUUCAGGAGCGCAUUUAACGUAUUAUCACAAACAACAAGAAAACUUGGCAUUUGGUGUAGAGUUCGAGUGUAAUGCAAAUGUUGGAGAAGCAGUGACAACAAUUGCCUAUCAAGCCGAAUUACCGGAAGAAGGUGUUACUAUGCGGGCUAGUGUGGAUACAAACUGGUUAGUGUUUAGAGAAAUUUUCUAGUUUACUAGAGAAAUUUUUGAAUAAUGUUGAAUAUUAUUGAAUUAAAAACACGUGAGAAAUAAAAAAGUAGGUCAAGUGACGUGGAUUUAAAAACAGUAUAGGUAGCCAUGUCGUCAAUUGCGACGCGGUUCUGCGAUGCGUGUUGACCUCGAUAUUUUCCGUUGGAUUUUCCAAAUUUUCAUUUCUAAAAACGUGUCGCUCACACGCAUCGCAACUGACGACAUGGCUACCUAUACUGUUUUUUAAUCCACGUCACUUGACCUACUUUUUUAUUUCUCACGUUUUUUUAAUUCAAUAAUAUAUUUUUUCAAAUUCACGUCACGUUUUUUUUCAAAAUAAACAAAUGCUUAUCUGUUCUGAACUUGGUUUUUCAAAUAAAAUGUUUGCAGGUCAGUUGGUGGAGUUUUCGAAAAACGUCUCAGCCAACAACUUCCAUUUACAUUGGCUCUUUCUGGUACAUUCAACCAUGUGAAAGCUGCUGGUAAAUUCGGAAUUGGUCUCAUUAUCGGUUAA
Molecule: messenger RNA, 1517 nt
Organism: Caenorhabditis angaria
Lineage: Eukaryota; Metazoa; Nematoda; Chromadorea; Rhabditida; Rhabditidae
Source: the annotation of a GenBank genome assembly